Molecule: messenger RNA, 3199 nt
Organism: Acanthochromis polyacanthus (spiny chromis)
Lineage: Eukaryota; Metazoa; Chordata; Actinopteri; Pomacentridae
Product: polypeptide N-acetylgalactosaminyltransferase 15
Exons: 10
Coding region: 725-2680 (651 amino acids)
Cellular component (GO): Golgi apparatus
Source: RefSeq, a predicted model, not a curated record
AUGUGUGACGCAUCGGGGGAGAGACGCCUUCACCAAGCAGACCUUCACACACGAACCAGAGGAAAUAUAAAAGUUUCUUUCCACUGCAUGUCAGUAACUUAGAAGGAACAUACAGUUGUUUCUGGAAAGUCGUGACAUUUCUUCAUUAUGAGCUCUUGUAAAAUUGUUUUUUUUUAGGAAUCUUGACAAGUCUUUCCAGGAAUAAAGACUCCAAAUAUUAAAAAUUGUCCCAGAGACCUAGUGAUGCAGCGUUUAACCACUUUGAAUUUGUGCACCAUUGUGAUUUUUCUCCAGCAGCAUUUGUCUAAAGUAGCUUUAUAAAUCUCAGUUAUCAGUGGGAGGAACAGGUGGAUGUGGGACGUUAGUUGGAUUGUUCUGCCGGUUUACUCAAAUCCAACGUGAUGCAGGCUUUAGGACCGCGGGAUGAGUCGAACAAGAGGCAAAGUCUGCGCACCUCCACCAUUUAGAAGUUGACUUUAGGUCUUGAACCUGCGCUGUCCGUCACUCGUGUCCCAGGUCUGCUGCUUCAUGGAUGCAGCUCCAAUCCUCACCAGACUGAUGUGCAGUAUGUUUACUUUUCUGUUUCUGGGAUAAUCCUUGUUAGUUUUCAUCACUUUGGUGAAAUGCAAUCGACUUUAAAGUUGAGGCAAAACUCAAAAAUGUGCAGUUCAAGACAGCUGAGCUGAUUCUGGGUGCCCCCUUCAUCUCCUCUGCGCUCCUCAGCAUGAGGCUGUGGAGCAGAGCGACAGCUGUCCGGAGGAGGAUGCUCUGCCUCUGGUUGCUGCUCCUCGGGUUCACCCUGGUUACUCUUGCGCUCUCGGAUCUUUUCAGCCGGGAUCGCGACCACAGUCGUGACAAGCCUGGUCCUCCCCGCCGCCCCCUUCUCCAGCGGAUCCCCAGUCCGCCGGACCUGGAGCUCAUCGUGGAGUCCCGAGACCCCGCUUUAGAGCUCGGAGUCGACGUGGCUCCGCUGAAAUCAUUGCAAGAAGACGAGCUUUUAUUCGUGCCAUCCAUACAGGGCACCAAGAGCGCGCCGCAGAAGAAGGGAAGCUACAAGGUGCUCAUGCCCGGAACUAAUAAAGGUCCGACUGUCCCGGGGACCAUGGCGCACGGUGAGAUGGGUAAAGCAGUGCGACUCCACCUGGACGGUUUGGAGAAGGAUAUGGAGCAGGCUGCGGUGCAAAAGUACGGCUUCAACGAGGUGGUCAGCGAGAGGAUUUCACUGCGUCGCAGACUGCCAGAGACGCGUCAUCCUGAGUGUUUUGGGGAGAAAUACAGCGAGUCUCUCCCUUCAGCCAGUGUUGUGAUCUGUUUUCAUGACGAAGCCUGGUCCACACUCCUGCGCACAGUUCACAGUGUGCUGGAUACUGCACCCAAACGGUAUCUGCAGGAGGUUCUGCUGGUGGACGACCUGAGCCAGCACGGUCACCUGAAGACUGUUCUGAGUGAGUAUGUGUCUCAUCUGGAUGGGGUGCGUUUGAUUCGUAGCACUAAGCGCCUAGGUGCUGGUGGUUGCCGUACACUGGGUGCUGCAAGGGCAGUAGGGGAGGUGCUGGUGUUCAUGGACUCCCACUGUGAAUGCCAGAAGGGUUGGCUGGAGCCACUGCUGGAGAGAGUUGCUCAGGACAGGACUACAGUGGUGUCACCCAUCAUGGAUGUAAUAGACUGGCAGACCUUUAGGUACAAUGCCACCCAGUGGCCAAUAAGAGGAGUGUUCGACUGGAGACUUGACUUCUAUUGGGAAUCAAACCCUGAACCGGAAGAUAAGGACCCAGAGAUGGCUGUUCGACCUGUGAGGAGCCCUGCUUUAGGAGGCGAAGUUGUGGCCAUCGACAGACAUUUCUUCCAAAGCGUGGGAGCCUAUGACCCUGGGAUGCUGCUGUGGGGGGCGGAACAUAUUGAGCUGUCAAUUAGGGUGUGGUCAUGUGGGGGCUCCAUGGAGGUGGUUCCUUGCUCACGUGUGGCCCACCUCAAUCGCCACCACCUGCCAUAUCACUUCCCAGACCAGGACCUGCUGCAGAGGAACAAGAUCCGCAUCGCUGCCAUCUGGAUGGAUGCAUACAAGAAGAUCUUCUAUAGGAGAGAGACGCUUGCUCAUUUUAUCAGGCAGUCUGAGAGCCCAAACAUCACAGAGCGCCUGCGGCUGAAGAGGAGUCUGGGUUGUAGGAACUUCCACUGGUUUCUGACUACAGUUUACCCACAACUCUACAUCCCUCAGGACAGACCUGCUCUGUCGGGAGAGCUGUACAGUGUCGGCACCGGUGGCUGUGCAGACUACCCCCGUGGGCAGGGACGGCAGGGUGGAGACAUGAGUAUAGUGCCAUGCAGCGGGACAGGCAGCCAGCACUGUGAUCUAAACUCAGAGGGUGAAGUGCGAUGGGGUCCCAUGGGGGCUUUGUGUUUGGAUGCCAAGGGAGACAGGGUGGUCCUCUCUCCCUGCCCCACCCACCGACCCACCGCCAGCAGACUCCAGUGGAAGUUCAUAAAGCUGAGCGGCCAGCUUGUGCACCAACAGUCCCAGUUAUGUCUGGAAGCUGUGAAGGAAGGAGGGCUCCUGCAAAGCAGCCCAAGAGAAGCCAACAUUUACCCCAGCACAGGAGGUCUCUUCCUGCGCCAAUGCACACAUCACCCCAGACAACAGUGGCACUUUGAGCAAGUAGUGGCUCCUAAAGGUGCCUGAAACGUGAAGCACAAAGGGGACUAGUGCAUUUUCAAGAUGUGAAUUAUAGGCGUAUCAGACAGGCUUUUUCUAUAUGUACUAUCCAUAGUGGUAGAAAAAUAUCCUUAUUCUAAUUUGUCUCUCUACUCCGCCACUCAGCAUGUUUUGUUCCUGUUUUAAGGAUUGCAAAUAUCAUUAACUGUUUAUGAUAAUUAAGUAAUAAUAAAAGUAAUUAUCUAUUAGGAAUAUCAAUUUUAAUAUCUACUACUGUAUUCUAUUUAUGUAUAUAGUCAUCAUAUAAUAUAUAAAGAUACUGUAGGUUAAAUUAUCUUAAAUUAUCUUUUGUGUCAGAAAAUGCUUUCAUUAAUUCAAGUGUAACUUUGUUUUGUGUACAUUAUGAAAAAUACUUGAUUAUGCAGGUGAGAGAAGUCUCUGAAUUCAGCACUGGAUCAUGCCAGUUUUACCAAAGUGACCACUGUUCCAUAGGUCUAUGCUGUAGACUAAAUAAAUACAGUACCAAAAAGCUGAGCUUGUACUUUA